Mugil cephalus (flathead mullet) is the source of this 3205-nucleotide messenger RNA. RefSeq lists its product as uncharacterized. The record is from RefSeq and is a predicted model, not a curated record. Lineage: Eukaryota; Metazoa; Chordata; Actinopteri; Mugiliformes; Mugilidae. The transcript has 5 exons. The coding region runs from base 50 to 685 and encodes 211 amino acids.
GGUAUGUUAUGCCCAGCACGCCGUCACUUUAAAGAGACGCAUUCCAACUAUGGACGAUCCGGCAGCAGCAGACGGUGCAGAUGAUGAAUACAUGGCAAUGGAUGCUGAGCAAUGGUCGGACCAUGAGGACAUUUACGAAAACGGAGAUACAUCUGAACCAAACCCUGCUUCCAGAGGAGACAGGAAAGAGACAGCAGUUGCUAACAGGCCACUGCAAAACACCAACAACUCACCGGCCACACAACCUGCCCUCCCGCUACCUGACAGGUACCAGACCAUCAGACGCCCUCAACAGAGUGGAAAUAGAACAAAGCAACUGUCCCAAUUAGCUCUCCUCAGGGUUACUACACUGUGUCUGUUGGUGUUGUGUCUUCUGUUGAUCGGAUCGCUUAUUGCCCUGAGUUUCGUUUAUAACCAUUUAGCUGAGGCUCACUUGGAAGAGACUAUGAAAACAGACCAAUUGCGUGAGGAAAACAAUAACUUGAACCAGCAAAUAGGGAAUAUAAGAAAUCUCUCCCAGACAUACUUUAUAUCCAGCACUCAACGACCAGAAUGCCUCACUGUGCAGAACCUGUACAUACUAAAUUAUGAAGUGCUGGAGGAGCAACUGAGAAGGAAUUCAUUCUAUCUGUUCAGCCAGACUGUGACUACUAGAGGCUGGAACUGUACAAGCUACUCUCCCUGAGACCAUAGACUCCCUGAGACCAGAGACAGAAGCCACUAUACACAUAUAUACAUAUACAUAUAUAUAUACACAUACAUAUCCACAACGUAGCAGUGACCACAUAUUAUUGUCUUUGCUGUUUCCAGUGUAUGUUUUCAGUGAUUUUCAGGUUUCAGGUUUCAGGGGUGAUAUAUUAUGUUCUUUGUGUGCAUAUAUUCUAUUUUCCACCGAAGAACUCAUCUAUGGAUCUGUGUAUGCUUGUCUAAUGCUAAACAGGGCAGUGUAAAGAAGUCUACGAAUAAAUGGUUAUCAAACAUACCCAAGAGUAUGAGUUUCUGUUUUUUGUAAAACCAAAAUCUGUUUUUUUUUUAUUUUUUUUUUUUAUCAUCUCUUCUGAUAGAAGGUAUUAGGGGGAGGGAGACACAUAAAUAUACGAGUAGUCAGAGAACUUGUAGAAUAUAUUUCUGCUAAAUAACACUUACUGGUUCACUUAGUUAAUUGAAGUUACAUUAACACGCAUGUUUGCAUAUUUACAAAAUGGCAACAAUAUAAACAGUGCAUAUUUUCACUGUUAACAUUAGAAUCUGAUCCAAACCAUCACUUAUACUCGUGCUCGUGCAUUUCUAGAUAUAUAGGUGAUCUCCGAUACUUGUAAUACUGCAAAAGCAUUGUUGAUGAACCACCCAUUUUUCGCAUCAGCAGUGCCAGUGUUUAAUCAGUGGAAACUGGCAAACAUUUGAUUGUGUCGUUUCACCUUGUUUUUACUCUUGUUAUAAUUUUCACACACAUUCUGAACACAAACAGAACACAGGCAGUAUCUUUCCAUGAAUGCAUAAACACACACACACACCAACACACACCAACACUAUUUCCAUUCUGCCAUGCAGGCAACAGGAAGGGGAAAUGUAGCUUCCUGUGGAAGAAUGGGUGGAGGGGGCGGUGGUCACUCUACUGUGUGCGUGCGUGUAUACUUGGAAUAUACAGUACGUGCAAGCAUAUAUGCGUUCAUCUGUCCUUUCUAUUAACUAUUGUCUCAGGGGUUAUGGGUUCAUAUCAACCUAUAUGGUUGACACAACUGGUUCUAGGCAGUCAAUGAGGCUGCCCCGGGGAACUCUUGUUGACACAGCUCACUGCAAAUGGUUCGUGACCCCAGUGACGAUGUGAGAGGAUUUAAACCACAGACCCUGCUCUCCCUUGGCUGCACUUUUGCCACAAUAACAACAGUUACUGUUAGAGACUGACUGGGAAAAAUCUGUGAUUUAACCAAGUGGCAACUUCCGGGGCAGGAAAAUGAGGCCAAUGCACAAAUGCCAGAAACCACAAUUCUCUAAGUGGCCACUUGAGGUUGUCUCCAAAAGUGUACGUAUCCCGAUAGAGCCCCAUGUUAAAUGCCUGACUUUACAGCCAAAAAUCAAACAACCUGGAACAAAACUGUUUUUUUUGGCCUCUAUAACAAAUUUUUUUCCUCCAUGACAACUGCAUUGAUUUUUUAAUGUAUCCAACCCAUCUUGAACUGCAUUAAAACCUCAAGGUACGAGUAAUUAAGGAUGUGGCCGCUUGGAGUGACAGGUGGACAGGACACACUAGGUCUCAGUGCCCUGCCUCAGAUCCUCUUUUUCCACUUUUGUAUCACCCAGGAGCUUGACAGAGCCUGACACGUCCCACUGAGCUUUAAAAUCACUCUUUUCUAUUGGUGUUUGCAUCUUUAUAUACAGUCCAUCGAUUUAACACCUUUGCAUGGUUGGGGUGCCUUUGUUGAAAGAGCAGGUAACGGGCUGUUACUUUUCUCGGUUUAGAUAGUAUUAGAUGUGAUUUUGGUCCAAACCAAUUCAUGUUAUAGAGCCUGGUGGUUCAAGCUUGGUUUAAUUGCUUAGUUAUAUGUGCACUACAGGGGAUAAUACAGUAUUAAAAGUUACGAUGAGGCAAAAAAAGGAACGGCACUAAAGAGAGUUGAUACGCAUACAUUGUGAAAACCUUGCAAAGUCAACAAGGUUAUGCUGCAGCAAAUGUGUGACAUCAUAAGAAAGUUAUGGCACAGGACAGUUUUGGACAACAAACAGGAAGGCAUGACUUACAUCAUGCGGGGUUAAAGGUUUUGAGAAGAACUGCCAGAGCAUAAGUGCAAAACUGCAGAAUCGAUAAAAUAUAAUGUCAUCCAUGACACUUAUUAGUCAGCAACAGAGCUCUAUACUACAGUAGGGUAGGUGAGGGCAGGGAGGGUUGUGGAGCAGAGCAGCAGAGGGCAGCACGCAGCUAUGGGAGGGGCACAAAGGCAGUGUGGGUCUAUUAUGGGAACAAAACCAUGGCAAGAGCAGGGCAGGGCAGGGUUGAGGCAGAGCAGAAAGUAGCUGAAUGAUAUGAGAAGGACAAUGACAGGACAGAAAAAUCAGUCUACAGAGGAGAAGGCUUGAGAUUAAAGUGUGGAUCUUUGUCUGGUAGCUUUAAAGAGAUGUGAGGCCUCGGGCUGUUCUCGUUAUCAGCAGUGACGAUGAUAGUUUGUGAGUGCAGCGCCUACAUGUGAGUGCGCUUCUGUUCGCGAGA